This is a messenger RNA of Nerophis lumbriciformis (worm pipefish), 1413 nucleotides long. The record is from RefSeq and is a predicted model, not a curated record. NCBI's taxonomy places the organism in Eukaryota, Metazoa, Chordata, Actinopteri, Syngnathiformes, Syngnathidae.
AUGACUAUCCUGACCAAACCCAACACCUACAGACUUCUCAUAAUCGAUGAUGACGAAGUCUUCUCGGCAAUGCUGGCUGACUACCUGCGGGCGGAGGUUUCUACGUCACGACGACAACCGACGGCGUAUCCGGACUCGCCGCCGCACUGGCGUGAUGAUACGGAUCGUAUCGUCGGGCUCGAGCUCGGCGCUGACGACUAUUUGCCAAAACCGUGCAACCCCAGAGAAGUGGUCGCCAGACUGCGCGCAAUCCUUCGCCGAAGUCAGUCGGUAACACCAGCGGCCGAGAUUGAUAGCGGCGACCUACAGCUCAAUUCAGCCAGCCGCAAAGCAUGGUCAAAUCACCAGGAAAUGGAGUUAACCAGCACAGAAUUUUCCAUCCUGGAACUGCUGACCCGUGUCGGUGGUUGGAUCAACACCCUCAUGCUCCGCAGUGCCGGCCUGGAGAACUUUCCCGAGGCAAUCCAACAGCGAUUAGUGAGAAACGCCGAACGCAGUGGCCGCCGAAUGAUUGGGGCUUUGCUCUGCUGGACGCUGGCCCGCUAUCUCACCGGACCGAUCCAUCGACUGCGCAAAGCCAGCAACCGGCUCGCUGAUGGUGACUUGUCUACGCGUAUCGGCACGUCUUCAAAUGACGAAAUAGGACAACUUAGCCGUGACUUCGACAGGAUGGCAGAACGCCUAGAGCAAGCCAGAGAUGGACAACAGCAGCUGCUUCGCGACGUCUCACACGAGCUGAGGUCGCCACUCGCGCGAUUGCAACUUGCCGUUGGAUUGGCACGCCAGGCCCAGCUACCAGGACAAGAAUCAACGAUCGAUCCACAACUGGACCGAGUAGAGCUGGAGGCAGAAAAACUGGCCGAACUGAUCGGCGAUAUUCUCGCGCUGUCACGCAACCUCUCGGAGGAUAUCUCGCUGGAUGCAGCCCCGCUUGAUUUGGCAGAACUGGUCAAAGUGAUCAUUGACGAUGCGCAGUACGAGAGUGGCUCGCCGGCGCUCCCACUCAGUUUCGACCCGCCGGAGCAGCCGGUGUUGGUCAACGGUGAUUCUCGCUUACUCAGCCAAGCGGUGGAAAACGUCAUCCGAAACGCCGUCGGACAUAACCACACUGGCACAGCGGUAUCAGUCAGGCUGAGCAUCGAGGAAGCCGAUGCGCUGCUGGUGGUCAGCGAUCAGGGUGUUGGCGUUCCGCCGGAACAACUGGAACAGAUCUUUCUGCCUUUCCAUCAGGUCGAUAGCGCCCGCGACCAGGCUACUCCGAGCUUUGGUCUGGGCCUGGCCAUAGCACGCAAUGCUAUCGCCCGCCACGGCGGGACGAUCAGCGCGCAGAACCGCGCUGAGGGUGGGCUAAAUGUUGAGAUUCGACUACCAAUGACUUUUGGCAAUGGCGAAAAAACCAACGAUGAGGGAUAG